AUGGCUGCAGCUGUCCCACAAGCUCAAGUCCAGAUCGUCGGUGGUGUUCCUGCUACUGCUGGUGAAUUCCCGUUCAUUGUCAGUUUGCAACGCGGUGGCUCUCAUUUCUGCGGAGGCUCUCUUUUGAAUGCCAACACCGUGGUGACUGCAGCUCAUUGCGCUGUUGGCCAGUCGGCCUCCAACCUCAGGGUUCGCGCAGGAAGUCUUCAAAAAGCAUCCGGUGGAACCUUGUCCAAUGUUGCCUCUAUCACCAUCCACCCAAGCUUCUCUAGCUCCACUUUGAACAAUGAUGUUGCCAUCCUCAAGCUCUCUACGCCUAUUCCUACGAGCUCCACCAUUGGAUAUGCUGCUCUACCAGCCUCCGGGUCUGACCCUGCUGCCGGCUCCGGAGCCACCGUUGCUGGAUGGGGAACUACCAGCUCGGGCGGUUCCAGCCCUGCAGCUCUCCGAAAGGUCGAUGUUCCCAUCGUCGCCCGCACGACCUGCCAGAGCCAGUACAGCGUCUCUGAGAUCACCAACAACAUGUUCUGCGCUGGUCUCACCGCUGGAGGCAAGGACUCCUGCCAGGGAGACAGCGGCGGCCCAAUCAUCAACACCUCCAGCCGUGUUCUCAUCGGACUUGUUUCCUGGGGUGAGGGCUGUGCUGCACCAAACAAGCCUGGUGUUUAUGCCCGCGUUGGCACCCUCCUUCCGUUCAUUCAGAGCAACUUGUAA
Aaosphaeria arxii CBS 175.79 is the source of this 714-nucleotide messenger RNA. RefSeq names its product trypsin-domain-containing protein. The record is from RefSeq and is a predicted model, not a curated record. Gene Ontology annotation, biological process: proteolysis. The transcript is spliced from 3 exons. The coding region runs from base 1 to 714 and encodes 237 amino acids. Gene Ontology annotation, molecular function: serine-type endopeptidase activity. Lineage: Eukaryota; Fungi; Ascomycota; Dothideomycetes; Pleosporales.